UUUUUCUCCCGGCCUUCUCCCGUCCUGACAGUAACGCUGUAUUAAUAUGAUAUUAAUAUGCCUCACUACUAACUUACUAACUGCAUAUAUUAUUAAUAAUUGCACCGCGUCGACUCCGACUAUUCUCAAGCAACAUCCUUCAAUUGGCAUUGGCGUCUAUACUGCCUCCGUUCUCUCCCUAGCCUGUCUCCUUGGUGAGGGGUCAGCACCAGCGGAGUCCAUGCCUGGCCGCGAUUCGUCCAUGCGCUGUCUCGAAGGUACCAUGAUCGGAUUAUUAUUGUCGGAUAAAUAGUGCUGAUAUAGAAUCCGGGGACUGCAUUGGUGGGUUCGUUAAGAUCGGAAACUUGGUCGUUGAUGCCGUAAAGCUGAAAGGCACCCGAGAAUUCUCGCACCCCGCCAUUUAUGGGCUCGUGUUCUAUGUUCUAUACUCACUGCAUCAUCAAUCACUUCACGCAGUUGUUGCCGAGGUAAGGCACGGUGUUUAGCGAUCUCAUGAGACAUUUUCAACUAAGCUUGUGAUAUCAAUAUCAAUCGAUGCUGCGCCUGGGCAAUGGCCUAAAUACAUUGUAUAAUACUAGCUCUCACAGUAUAACGUAAAAAGUGUCAAGGCCAACGGAUACGGGUAUGGAACCCAACUGUAUUUGAAUUUCCAAUAGAAUGAUAUCUGUCCAUAUUUGACCGCUAUUUCUUGCAGUCAUGACACUGCAUAAGCUUAAAUAAAGUAUGAAAAACGAAAGACGCGGGCGAAACAAGC
Talaromyces proteolyticus is the source of this 754-nucleotide messenger RNA. RefSeq lists its product as uncharacterized. NCBI's taxonomy places the organism in Eukaryota, Fungi, Ascomycota, Eurotiomycetes, Eurotiales, Trichocomaceae. The transcript has a single exon. The coding region runs from base 47 to 292 and encodes 81 amino acids. The record is from RefSeq and is a predicted model, not a curated record.